Messenger RNA from Carica papaya (papaya), 4607 nucleotides. Lineage: Eukaryota; Viridiplantae; Streptophyta; Magnoliopsida; Brassicales; Caricaceae. The record is from RefSeq and is a predicted model, not a curated record.
UGCGUGAUCAUUGCAAUUUAUAUUACUCUCGUGAUUCUCAUUUCUUUCCUUCACUCUCUCUUUCUCUCUCUCUUCAUCUUCAUCUUCAUCUUCUUCUGUGACCGCAUUUUCACCUCAGAUCUCCCUUCUUCUACUCCCGUUCUUUGCACCUCCCGCUCUACCUCAACCUCCAUCGAUCCGCCUCCCAGCCUGCUUUCCUUUCACUUACCGUAAAUUCCAAAUCUUAAAAUGUCCUCUAUUUUGUUUUACUCCCUAGGGUUUCUGUUUAACUUCUGGUUAAGAAAUGUCAAAUGUUGUUAAUUUAAAAAAGAAAACCCACCAAGCAUAUACGAUAGAGACAUCAUUAUACAUCUAUGUAGUGAUUUGUCUUGAUGCCAUUUGUUUGUCAGUUCAGACUCUCUCCCCUCUUGGAUUAGUGCGAAGUAUCUGAGUUUAUUUAAUAAUGUCCUUUCGUUUUGCAGCUGGGUUUGUGGUGCCGGCUAUGGAUUUUCAGAGUUCUUAUUCUAUCACUUGAACGUAUCUGAGAGUUUGAAAGAGAGACGGCAUAUGGAGCAACCUAUUCUAUAAUCUGUUAGGGAGAUUUGGGUGAGAUGACAAUGGACGUGCAUCAAUCAGUGGGACAAAGUGCAAGAGCAAGUAGGUCUUCUUUUAGCUCAAUUAGUCGAAAUGAGGAAACUUCCUUGCAUAGCUCUAUGCAAAUUUCAAAUGGGGAUGAUUAUGAUAGCGAUGGUUCCAACUUUGCACCUAAUACACCAGCAACACUUUCAAUGUCUAUUCCUGAAGAACUUGCUGCUGCAAUACCUUUGAUUGAUAGAUUCCAGGUUGAAGGGUUUUUAAGAAUGAUGCAGAAACAAAUUCAAUCUGCUGGAAAACGUGGCUUCUUUUCUAAAAAAUCAGUUGGCCUUCAAGUUCGGGAAAGAUUCACAUUUGAGGAUAUGUUGUGCUUCCAAAAGGACCCAAUUCCAACUUCAUUGCUUAAAAUUAAUAACGACCUGGUAAGUCGGGCAACAAAAUUGUUUCACAUAAUUUUGAAAUAUAUGGGAGUUGAUACAUCAGAGCGAGGAACACCAGCAAGCUUAGAUGAAAGGAUUGAACUUGUUGGAAAGUUAUACAAGCACACUUUGAAGCGUGCAGAACUCCGAGAUGAACUUUUUGUGCAGAUUUCCAAACAAACAAGAAACAACCCUGAUAGGCAAUACCUGAUCAAAGCAUGGGAGUUAAUGUAUUUAUGUGCAUCAUCAAUGCCUCCGAGCAAGGAAAUUGGCGGAUAUUUAUCCGAGUAUGUUCAUAAUGUAGCUCAUGGUGCUACCACUGAUUCUGAGGUUCAAAUCCUUGCAUUAACUACAUUAAAUGCUUUGAAGCGUUCUGUCAAAGCUGGUCCAAGGCAUACUAUGCCAGGACGUGAGGAGAUUGAAGCUCUUUUGACAGGUCGAAAGCUUACAACAAUAGUAUUUUUCUUAGAUGAAACAUUUGAAGAAAUUACAUAUGACAUGGCAACAACCGUCUCCGAUGCUGUUGAGGAGCUUGCUGGGAUAAUUAAGUUAUCUGCAUAUUCCAGCUUCAGUCUGUUUGAAUGUCGUAAAGUUGUUUCCGGUUCCAAGUCACCUGAUCCAGGAAAUGAGGAGUAUAUCGGGUUAGACGAUAACAAGUAUAUUGGAGACCUAUUGGCAGAAUUUAAGGCUGCCAAGGAUAGAAGCAAAGGAGAAAUUUUGCACUGCAAACUGAUAUUUAAAAAAAAGCUCUUUCGUGAGUCAGAUGAAGCUAUAACAGAUCCCAUGUUUAUUCAGUUAUCCUAUGUUCAACUGCAGCAUGACUAUAUAAUGGGAAAUUAUCCUGUUGGGAGAGAUGAUGCUGCUCAGCUUUCUGCAUUGCAAAUCUUGGCUGAGAUUGGAUUUGUUGGUAACCCAGAAUCAUGCACUGAUUGGACAUCUCUUCUUGAGCGUUUCUUACCUAGACAAAUAGCGAUUACCCGAGCAAAGCGUGAAUGGGAGUUGGACAUCCUUUCUCGUUACCAUUCAAUGGAAAAUUUGACGAAAGAUGAUGCAAGGCAACAAUUUCUUCGGAUAUUAAGGACCCUUCCAUAUGGGAAUUCAGUGUUUUUUGGUGUUCGUAAGAUAGAUGAUCCCAUUGGACUUUUGCCAGGAAGGAUUGUUUUGGGCAUUAAUAAGCGUGGGGUUCACUUUUUCCGUCCUGUUCCGAAGGAGUAUCUACAUUCGGCCGAGUUGAGAGACAUAAUGCAAUUCGGUAGUAGCAAUACUGCUGUCUUCUUCAAGAUGAGAGUGGCGGGUGUUCUUCACAUAUUUCAGUUUGAAACUAAACAGGGAGAAGAGAUCUGUGUUGCUUUACAAACACAUAUAAAUGAUGUCAUGUUGCGUCGUUACUCUAAAGCUCGGUCUGCUGCCAGCGGCUCAGUGAAUGGAGAUAUUUCUAACAAUUUUAGGACUCCAAAUAUGGAACUGUAUGAGAAACGUUUGCAGGAUAUGUCUAAGACUAUAGAGGAAACACAAAAGAAAACUGACCAAUUAUUGGAGGAGUUGCAUGAAAAACAACAACGAGAAAUUAAAAUGCAAGAAGACUUGGAAGGUUUAAAGGAUUCCUUGGAAUUUGAAAACCAGAAGUUAGUAGAGAUUACAUGUGACUGUGAUAGACUCAAAUCGUUGUGUAAUGAGAAAGAUGCAGCUCUUCAAGAGUUGCAUCAACUCCGAAAUGAAUUAAGGCUUUGCAAUCAAGAAUUGCGGACAGCAGAAGAGAACGUUGCAAGAUUGGUAAAUGAAAAUUCUAUGCUAGAGCAGAAGAUCUCUAGGCUUGAAAAACAGAAAAUUGAGAUGGAUGGUCUUGAGAUGAAACAUGAACAAGAAUGUAAAGCCUUAAAGAUUCAGUUGUUUGAACUCGAAAAGAAGUUGGACAAGGUCACACAAGACUUGGUUAAUGCUGAGUCAACUGCUGCAACCAAGGAUGCAGAUUUGGCUGCACUGAAGAAUAAUUUAAAAGAACUAGAAGAGUUGAGAGAAAUGAAAGAGGACAUAGAUAGAAAGAAUGAGCAAACUGCUGCCAUAUUAAAGAUGCAAGGGGCCCAACUUGUCGAGCUUGAAGCUCUAUAUAAGGAAGAACAAAUCUUAAGAAAGCGUUAUUUUAAUACCAUAGAAGACAUGAAGGGCAAGAUUCGAGUUUUUUGUCGCUUAAGACCUCUAAACAAUAAAGAGAUUGUUGAAAAAGAAAGACAAGUGCUAAUGGGUUCUGAUGAAUUCACUGUUGAACAUCCAUGGAAGGAUGAGAAGACAAAACAACACAUAUAUGAUCGUGUAUUUGAUGGUAAUGCUACUCAAGAAGAUGUAUUUGAGGAUACAAAGUAUUUAGUGCAAUCUGCUGUGGAUGGCUACAAUGUUUGUAUAUUUGCUUAUGGCCAAACUGGUUCUGGAAAGACAUUCACAAUAUAUGGAUCUGAACAAAAUCCUGGGCUAACACCAAGGGCCAUCGGAGAGCUCUUCAAAAUUUUGAAGCGAGAUAGUAAACGAUUCUCAUUUUCACUGAAGGCAUAUAUGGUGGAAUUGUAUCAAGAUACACUUAUGGACCUUUUACUACCGAAGAAUGCAAAGCGUUUGAAAUUGGAUAUUAAAAAAGAUUCUAAGGGCAUGGUGUUUGUAGAAAAUGUGACGGUUAUUUCAGUUUCAACAUAUGAUGAAUUAAAAGGUAUUAUUGAAAAGGGAUCUGAACAAAGACACAUAUCUGAGACACAAAUGAACGAGGAAAGCUCAAGGUCACAUUUAAUACUUUCAAUUGUUAUUGAGAGUACCAACCUUCAAACUCAGUCUGUUGCAAGGGGAAAGUUAAGUUUUGUUGAUCUGGCUGGGUCAGAAAGGGUGAAGAAAUCGGGCUCAUCAGGCUCCCAACUGAAGGAAGCUCAAAGUAUCAAUAAAUCACUGUCAGCACUUGGAGAUGUUAUUGGCUCCUUAUCUGCUGGUGGUCAGCAUAUUCCUUACAGGAAUCACAAGUUAACAAUGUUAAUGAGCGAUUCUCUUGGUGGUAAUGCCAAAACCUUAAUGUUCGUUAACGUAUCUCCAGCAGAGUCAAAUUUGGACGAGACAUACAAUUCUUUGAUGUAUGCAUCAAGAGUACGGUCAAUUGUAAAUGACCCGAGCAAAAAUGUUUCCUCAAAAGAGGUAGCUCGCUUGAAAAAACUGGUCGCGUACUGGAAAGAGCAAGCGGGCAGGAAAGGGGAAGAUGACUUGGAAGAGAUUCAAGAGGAGAGAAUUAUAAAAGAUCGGGUGGAUGUCCGGUAAUCCUUCUAGCCAUCAUUUUAGCAACCAACCUAUCCAAAUUUGAACACAACUUGUGACCACUCAAGUUUUUGUAGUGACUUCACAUUGUAUGCCACCCAUUUGUAGAUCCACUGCUAGCUUUUAUCUACUCUGUUGUAAAGAUCAAUGUGUACAUAGCCGGAUAAGAUGACAAUUGUAGAAGAGGCGUUUCAUUUUUUUUUCUUGUUCAGAGAAGCUUAUAUUAGUUUGAAAAGCUUAUAUUAGUUUGAAAAGCUUAUAUUAGUUUCCUUAUACAUGCCUUCAUUUCCUUUUGAAUACAUGUAUAAAGAGCGAUUUAAGCGUUUCACU